Messenger RNA from Thermochaetoides thermophila DSM 1495, 2046 nucleotides. RefSeq names its product putative chromosome transmission fidelity protein. Bases 1 to 2046 code for a protein of 681 amino acids. The transcript is spliced from 3 exons. The record is from RefSeq and is a predicted model, not a curated record. Lineage: Eukaryota; Fungi; Ascomycota; Sordariomycetes; Sordariales; Chaetomiaceae.
AUGUCCUCCAUCAUUCCCUCGGCGCCAUGCACUGCUUGCAAUCACCCCCGACCUCCGAAUUCCGGAGGCAUGUUCACCUCGUUCCGCUCCUCGCUGGCUGCCAUGCGGUCCCAGGCUCAGCAGGCUGGAUGCGUAACUUGCUGGAUCUUGUGUGAGGGGAUACGCCACUACCUCGAAGACAAACAGGGUAGAGAGGACUCGGCAUACGGCGAUGUGGAUACCGUGCAGAUCAACUUGAAUGUGGCGAGCACGUCUGCCAGGAGCGUGGAAGUUGUCUUAUUUUUUGAGACACCAGUUACGUUGAGUUUCUUUUGUGAGGAGCAAACCCCAUGGCUCGCGCAGCACAUGCCAGACAUCCCUUUGGGAAACGCAAUUCCUCACUCAACCUCCUCUUCUGAAAGCCUCACCUGGGCAGCAGACCGAAUCCAGCACUGCAUUGACUCUCACGAGCCCUGCAGGCAUCAGUCUCCCGACUGCCCUCUCCCAACUAGACUACUAGACCUCACCGCACCAGUCCCAAGCGGUAUCCGCCUAAUCGAGUCAUCAUCCCUGCCAUCCCAAUCCCCAUACGCCUGUCUUUCCCAUUGCUGGGGCAAAUCCCCCUUCCUGCGAACCCUGCGCCAGAACCUUCCUUCUCUCAAGCAGGAGAUUGACUGGGAUUCUCUACCUAAGACCUUCCAAGACGCAAUUAGCUUCACACGCAGACUAGGGAUUUCGUACCUGUGGAUCGACAGCCUGUGUAUCGUGCAAGAUGAUGAAGAUGAUUGGCGGAAGGAGGCAGCGAAGAUGGCCGGGAUUUAUCGCGGAGCGAGGGUAGUCAUCUCGGCGGCGAGAGGAACAGACGCGGGGAAGGGGAUGUUUAGCUCUUUGGAGGGGGAUUGGACCAAAAUCUGCACAGUCAGGUUAACUCCACCAACGGGGAGAGGGGAUGGAGGAGAGAAGAAGAGGGAAGAGAGGAUCUACGUCCGCCGUGCAAUAGCCCACAUCACCCGGCCGAGGUUGCGAUACAUGGCUGAUAUCACGUCUACGUGGUAUCCGCUUUUCACCAGGGGAUGGGUCUCGCAGGAGCGGCUGCUUGCCCCGCGAAUCGUGCAUUUCGGAUGGCAAGAGCUGACGCUUGAGUGCCGUGCUCACACGCGUUGUCAAUGCACGCCUGUUUCUGCAGCCGAUUACUCUGAUGUGAAUAGCACGACGGCAAAGUUUCACGAGAGGCAUACCCUGCCGAAACGGUACUACUUCCCCUCGCCACAGUCGAACCCAACCCUUGGGUCAACUGCCGGCGGCUCAACCAUUGAUAGCAUUCGGGCUCUACGAACACGCUGGCGCCACCUUGUUGAAGACUACACUCGCCUCCACCUAACUUUCCCGAAGGAUGUGUUCCCUGCCAUAUCGGGGGUUGCUCGCGCGAUGAUGUUGUCCCCUUCUCUUUCUCCCCCAGCUUCUCGCUCGUCGCAUAAAAGUGGGUCCAACUCCCCGAUAGAUAUGGAGACCAUGUCGGAGUUGAAGUUACACACGGAAGCGGGGUGGAUCUACGCUGCGGGGUUGUGGUGGGGUCCUGUUAUGACAUCAUCCGAUUCUGCCGAGACGGAUCAGAGACCCGACCCGUUGGGAGAGCUCGUUGACCGGGGGAGUUACCUCGUGGUGAAGGGCGUCAUGAUCCCGACUAAAUUAAGGGUGAACUUGACUGUAAGGGAUGCAGUUCAGCCGUGGAACGCGAUCGAUUUGGAUGUGUUGAUGGGGUAUGUGAAGAAUGUUUGGGCGGAUGAGGACUGCAGGGAUUGGGCAGCCGGUGGGCAAGAUCAGAUGGUAUGGUGUUUGCCUUUGGGGCAGACCCUGCCACGGGGGGAGUUGAUGUGCUUGGUACUGGUCGAGACGCCACGAGAUGGGAGUAUCGCUGCGAGCGAGAGACUUCCACAGGAGGAAGAAGAGUUGUAUAAGAGGGUUGGGCUGGUGCAGGUUUUGGGCGGGCCACCGGGUCAGGGACUGGACGUUUGGAUGGAGAGACUGCUGCAGAAGGGUGAUGAAAGAGUCGUGAGGGUCGUGUAA